AUGGAAUCUUCCGGAAAGGAAGACGGUUCUAGUGAUACAAAUCACAGUAAAGGUCAGACGACAUUGACAAGUGUGUAUGUUGACUCAAAUACAGAUAGUAAAGAGUUUACAGAUGACGAAAGCGGGAGAGAUGUAUCGGAGCAUGAGGGUGCAGAAUUGCAGAACGAUAUAUAUACGGAACGACCGAUAUCAAUAAAGGAUUAUGCAUAUACGGAAGAGAAUCCAAUGCAUUAUGGGAUAUACGAUGAUAAUGAUGAGCAGGACGAGGAUUCAGUCGAAUAUUCGGAUUAUGAGGGUGAAAUCGAUGGAGAGGAGAGCGAGAAUGGAAAUGAUGGAACCGUGUUUACAUUGAGAAAAGACGACGGAGAAAAUAGACUUGAUGUUUCCACUGAGAUUGAACACGGGAAGAAGGUGCAGUUGUCAACUUCAGCAGAUCACAAACAGAGGACGGAGGACAUACUCAGAGGAGGAAAAACGCAAAAUACAUCAACAUUACCGAACAAUGAUGAGGGGAGUACUCGUGAAUCAGAGCAGCUCGAACCAAUAAUACAGGCCGUGGCAUUGUAUCCGUUCGAGGCAGAAAACGAAAAUGAGCUGGGUCUCGUACCAGAUCAACUUAUUAUGAUCAAUUAUGAGUAUGGUGAUGGUUGGCUUGUAGCAUAUGAUCCGGAGUCCGGCAGGACGGGUCUAAUCCCAUCUGCCUAUGUGCAAAUUAUAGGCGAUGAAGAACCGGAAACUUCCCAAGAAGUAUCUGGCGAGAAGAAAACCGCACAAUCACAAAUGUUAGAAGAAUCGCUCGAUAAUGAGAAGGAAAUUGGAGAGGAGAACGGGAAGGACAACGGGAAGGAACAAGAAGGGAAUACGAAGAUGAACGAGAAGAAAGUAAAAGAGAAGAUGAAGAAAGAUGAGGAAAAAGAAGAUGACGAGAGUGAAAAGAAUACCAUUUUGAGCAAAAGUGUAACGGAAGAUGCAGUGGUGAAGGGAGUAGAUCACCUGAUUAUCAGCUAA
Brettanomyces bruxellensis is the source of this 1008-nucleotide messenger RNA. RefSeq lists its product as uncharacterized. NCBI's taxonomy places the organism in Eukaryota, Fungi, Ascomycota, Pichiomycetes, Pichiales, Pichiaceae. Gene Ontology annotation, molecular function: protein binding. The coding region runs from base 1 to 1008 and encodes 335 amino acids. The record is from RefSeq and is a predicted model, not a curated record. The transcript has a single exon.